Rhea pennata is the source of this 1015-nucleotide messenger RNA. Its product is annotated as F-box only protein 6-like. Gene Ontology annotation, biological process: glycoprotein catabolic process; SCF-dependent proteasomal ubiquitin-dependent protein catabolic process. NCBI's taxonomy places the organism in Eukaryota, Metazoa, Chordata, Aves, Rheiformes, Rheidae. Gene Ontology annotation, molecular function: protein binding; ubiquitin protein ligase activity. Gene Ontology annotation, cellular component: cytoplasm; SCF ubiquitin ligase complex. The record is from RefSeq and is a predicted model, not a curated record. The transcript has 6 exons. The coding region runs from base 166 to 930 and encodes 254 amino acids.
GCAGUCCAGGCGGGGCCGGGGGUGCUGGCCGGGGGAGCCUGGGCUGCGUGGGCUGCUCCGGCCCGGUGCUCAGCCGGGCCGCGGCCUGCUGCACAGCUGUCCUGCUCGGGCCUCUGAGCUCAACCCUCCAGCCUGUGCCCUAGUUACUGAAGCUAUUGGUCCGUGAUGACAACCAUUUCUGACCUUCCAGAAGAUGUCCUGGUGGAGUUGUUUUCCAUGCUCCCAGCCCGGGAUCUGAUCUGUAUCUGCAGACUCGUCUGUACCCAGUGGCGAUAUGUGGUGGAUCUAACCACCCUAUGGAAGCGGAAGUGCCAGCGGGAGGGGUUUCACACUCAGAAUUUGGACAGAAGCAUCCCUGACUGGAAGAUAUUCUAUAUGCUCUGCAACAUGAAGAGGAACUUGAUAAAAAAUUCCUGUGCUGAAGAGGAUUUUCAGCACUGGAAACUUGAUUAUAAUGAGGGAGAUAAAUGGAGGAUUGAGGAGCUGCCUGGACCUCUUGGCAGAGAGAUGCCAGAUCCAAAAGUACACAAGUAUUUUGUCACUUCAUUUGGGCCAUGCUUCAAGUCUCAACUCAUUACCUUGAAGAAUGAAGGAUACUGGAAUGAACUGAUGGAUGAGAAAAGGCCUGAAAUUGUAGUCCAGGAUUGGUAUGCUGCCAGAUUUGACUGUGGCUGCCGUUACGAAAUCACUGUGAGGCUGCUUUCUGAAGAUUAUAUCGUCCUUGAGGAGUUCCACCCUGAGCCGGUGGUUAUCGAGCAGUGGAGCGAUGCAAUGUGGGCAGAGAUUUCUCACACCUUCCACAAUUACCCAGCUGGAGUUCGCUAUAUCUGGUUUCAACACGGAGGCCAAGACACCCAGUUCUGGGCAGGAUGGUAUGGGAUCAGAGUGACAAACAGCAGCAUCACCAUUGGGCCCUGGACAUUAUUAUGAAGACACAAUAUAAAUGUUCUUUUUUACCUCAGGAUUGCAACAGGUGGUCUCAGGUGCACUUAAAGCCAGGACACUCGCCCAGAGU